AUGGCACCAUGGUUUGGAACAUCUAGUAGAAUCAAUGAUCAAUACCGAAAAUACCUAGAGCCUCGAUGUUUUACUAAUUAUGAUAAUUUUCAAAAGGAAGUUAAAAGACAAAUUACUACAUUAAAUAAUAGGGACCAAAAAAGUUUCUGCACAAAAUGCCAAAAAAUAAAACAAGAAAUAAAUGAAAAAAACAAUGAAUUAAAAAAUUGUUACUCUUACAAUAUAUUAAAAAAUAAAUUAAUAAAUGAUGAUGAUAUAAAUGCUUUUAUGGAAAAAUGUCUUGAACAACCUAAAUGUAGUUACAGUGGGGCGUCUAAUGCUAGAAGUCCUCCUGCAUUAAAAGGCAAACAAGAAAAAACUUGUAGAGGAAGCAAUGAUUGUAAUAGAGUAGCAACACUAGUGAAAGAAUCAGCAGGUAAAAAUAAUACACCCAAUCCUAAUGACCUUGUUGUGGCGAGACCUGGAGUUUCUGAUCCCAAAGUUAUUUAUCCUUCUGGUACAACUAGGCAUGAAUCUAUUCCGAAACCAGCGGCAUCUGCUUCACUGAAUUCCUUAACUAGUGCAUUAGGUAGCAGCUCAAAUGAUUCUUCAUCACGGAUUACCCUUGGAACUGAUUCUAGCACAACUGCUAUCGCUCAACAACAAAAUUUAGGAACAAGCAGCCAUGAGAGUGAUCAACAUAGCCCCCAACAUGUAAAUAGUAAUCCCCUUAGUGCUCAGGAUAUUGGGAGUCGAACUUCUCAAGAUCAAGAUACUGAUGAAAGAUCUCAUAAUGGUAAAGAUGCUGCCGUUAUAACUCUUGGCGAUGGAAAUCCUGGUACUGAAGUUAUUUCUAAUUUAUUGGAAGGCAUUGCAGAUUUAGGCGGUUUACCUCGUCUGCACAAUAAAAUAACUGAUGCUGCAGCUGGUGGAGAAAUGUAUGUAAACGGGGUUCCUCUAGAAAUACCUGUUGGUAAACCACUUAGUGAUUCAACUACUGGCGAUAAUCCCGAAAUAAAAUAUAAAAAUUAUACCGCAAUGGCUUUAGCACCCACGGGAGUCAUUAUGCUGAUGACACUUCUUUCUAAAGUAAACCAAAUUAAAAGAAGGAACACACGAAAAGACAUUAGACAAAAUAUAGAGAGGAUACUACUAUUGGAAUCUCCCGCUAAAACAGAAGAAAGUAGUUACUCAUUUGCAUAUAGUCCUUCUCAAUAUUGGGAAAAGUGA
Molecule: messenger RNA, 1209 nt
Organism: Plasmodium vivax (malaria parasite P. vivax)
Lineage: Eukaryota; Apicomplexa; Aconoidasida; Haemosporida; Plasmodiidae
Product: variable surface protein Vir18, putative
Exons: 3
Coding region: 1-1209 (402 amino acids)
Source: RefSeq, a predicted model, not a curated record